CCAAUCACUAUUUUCUUUUCCUCCCUCUCUGGACCCUGGCCGCGUCAAUUUCACCUGGCCCGUUAAGUUUGCAAGAGGGAGAAUACACCCUAGGUGCGCCUCCAAUGGCGUCUACCUUAUAUAUAUUUAUGCUACUGAUACUACAUGUUCCCCGCACCUCUGUUCAUGCCUUACAGCCCCGGCGACGACUUCUGCGACAGUCAUGGAACUUGUCCUAUGAAUAUGCAGCUCACUCACGCAACAUCUACCCACACCUUGAAGGAUUCAGACACAUCCUGAGCACAAAUCUCAACAUCAUCAAUACCUGGAAUCAGCCAGACGAUAAAGCAGACCGGCCCACUCUGUUUCUCUUAACAGCACCAAUGCAGGCUGGAUCUGUGUGAGAUGUUCCGUGUACAGCCCUAGCAGGUCAUGCAUUUGGAUCACCCCAGCUAUGGAACAAAGUUUAUGCUCGCUCUAUCAUCAUUACGCAUUCUCCGUGACACCAAAGUUUGCUUGUGGUCUGGCA
Molecule: messenger RNA, 508 nt
Organism: Suillus fuscotomentosus
Lineage: Eukaryota; Fungi; Basidiomycota; Agaricomycetes; Boletales; Suillaceae
Exons: 2
Coding region: 105-383 (92 amino acids)
Source: RefSeq, a predicted model, not a curated record